AUGCUAGGUUUGAAAGAGACAAAGAAGGCGAAUUUGACCAAUUUUGAUGUAGUACAACUUUGGGGAAAUGAUGCAGUUAGAUGGGAGUUUGUAGGGGCGGAAGAUGUGUCAGGUGGCUUGCUAUUGAUGUGGGAUGAAACAAUGGGCCAGUCAUGCAGUCGCAUUGACAGGGUUCUAGUUAGCUUGGAGUGGUUAGAAGAAUUUCCUAAAACAAGGCUGAGAGGAAGGCCUAGAAGGAUGUCAGACCAUUGUCCACUGUUUGUGGAUGCCACAAGGUUCAUGGACAAGUUGAAGGCUUUGACAGUUUCGCUAGACAGAAGGCAUAGGGAAAAUUUUGGAAACAUGCAUAUAAGGACUACACAGUUUGAGGAAGAGAUAAAGAAAGUAGAUGACAUGGAGAGAAACAAAAUGUAUGAUGGGACCAUGGAAGCAAGAAUAAAGGCGCUUGUGAGCUCCUAUAAGCAUUGGUAUGUUAGAAAGGAGCUACAUUGGAAGCAGAUGUCACGAUCCAGGCAUGCAAAGGAGAUGGACAAGAACACUCGAUAUUUUCACAAUUUAGCUUCAACUCGAAGGAGGAACAAUCAGAUUGAUGCCUUAAUGAUUAAUGGAAGGUUAGUAAGGAAUCAAGUCAGGAUCAAGGUUGCAAUACUAGAUUUCUAUAAGGACUUGUACCAUCAGGAGACGUCGCCUAAUAUAGGGUUUAGGGAUGGGCUGGUAGAGCAGUUAAGUGAGGAAGAGGCAGCAGAGUUAGAGUUGAUGCCAUAUUUUGAAGAAAUAAAUGAAGCAGUGUGGGAUUGUGAGUCAACGAAGGCACUAGGCAACGAUGGGUAUAAUAUGAAUUUUAUUAAAAAAUGUUGGGCAGAAGUUGGAAGGGAGUUCACUGAAGCAGUGAUGGAUUUUUUCCAGUCAGCUAUGUUACCUAGGGACUCGAACGUCACUUGGGUGGCGUUAGCACCGAAGUUCGUUGGAGCCAAAGAAAUAAAAGAUUUUCGGCCGAUUAGUAUGGUGGGUUGUGUGUACAAGAUGAUAUCUAAGGUAUUGGUUUGGAGGAUGAGGAAGGUUACUUAUGCCAGAUUUAGUAGGGGAGACUCAGAGUGCUUUUGUGCAGGGCAGGAAAAUCCAUGA
Messenger RNA from Arachis stenosperma, 1125 nucleotides. RefSeq lists its product as uncharacterized. The record is from RefSeq and is a predicted model, not a curated record. The transcript has 3 exons. NCBI's taxonomy places the organism in Eukaryota, Viridiplantae, Streptophyta, Magnoliopsida, Fabales, Fabaceae. Bases 1 to 1125 code for a protein of 374 amino acids.